GGAAAUAAGAGUUGGAAGUCCAGUGGUUUUCAGAUCAUGCGACACAAAUCUCAAACAUUAUAAAGGAUACAACGAUGGCGCAUUUAGUGGGCGUGGAAUAGUUGUGUUUUCCAAGAAAACGUACGCGUUUUGGUUUGUAAUUUAUGUUGUUUUUCUGAUGUUUGGUAUAGGCAGUCGACAGCCGACAGUUUCCUUAGGCUAGUUUUAGCUUGUUGGUUAGCUUAGUGGACUGCAACCUUGCCCUUUCCACAGCCACCUUGAGUUUGAAGUUGCCUGAUAUUUCUAACACGGUCUGUCGCUGUAGUCCCGUCUUGGUUUCGUGCGACAAGACGGCGUCACCUUCUGUCAGCGGCAUCAACAUGGACCCAGCGAAGGAGUGAUCGAUGAAAAGCAACAAAUGUCUCUGGGGACACUGAGCGCCUUCCCCCAGAGAGCCGUGCUUUUGUCUACAGCCACAUUUUGGGGAAUAGCGGCAUCCCUGAACCAACAGGAUGUUGGAGGGCCUUGUCGCCUGGGUGCUAAACACAUACUUGGGAAAAUAUGUCAGCAACUUGAACACAGAUCAGCUCUCCAUUGCCCUCCUCAAAGGUGCAGUUGAAUUGGAGAACCUGCCUCUGAGGAAAGAUGCACUCAAAGAGUUUGAUCUGCCUUUUGAAGUCAAAGCAGGCUUCAUUGGAAAGAUUACUCUCCAGAUCCCAUUCUACCGGCCCCACAGCGACCCAUGGGUCAUCUCCAUGUCCCAGCUCAACCUCAUCAUCGGUCCUGCCCAGCUGCAGGAGUACGAUGACGAGAAAGAGAAAGAGGAGCAGAGGGAGCGCAAGAAAUAUCUCCUCAAGACUCUUGAAGACAAAUUCAAAAGUGAGUGUGAACAAAGAGGAGAGUCUUACUGGUACUCAGUCACUGCAUCAGUGGUUACAAGAAUUGUGGAAAACAUUGAGCUCAACAUCCAAGAUGUGCACCUGAGGUUCGAGGAUGACACCUGCACUCCUGAUAAGCCAUUCUCCUUCGGAGUAUGCAUCAACAACAUUUCUGCUCAGAAUCCUUCCAAAGACACGGCCUGGAAUCCUUUUCGACAGAAGCAGCUGGAGAUCGAUGAUUUCCGGGUCUACUGGGAUACAGAAUGUGAAAUGCUGGCAAAACUCCCUGUUAAUCAGAUCCAGGAGGCAAUGACUCAAUGCAUGAAGACGUGGAAGCAUCAGUAUAUCUUUGAACCAGUGUGUGCCUCCGUAUUGCUCAGAAGAAAUGCUUCCAAGGAACCACUGAGGUUCCGACACACCCCACGGAUUGAAGGCCAUGUUCAGCUGGAGACCAUGUCCAUACGCUUAUCUCAGGUCCAGUAUCAACAGAUCAUGGCAUUCCUCAAGGAACUAUACCGCCGGGAAAGGGAGAUGCUUUACCGAAAAUGGAGACCCAACUGCCCCAUCUCUGGAAACUGCAAACAAUGGUGGAUAUUUGCCAUUCAGGCAAACCUAAGUGAGAUCAGGGAACAGAGGCGUAGAGGAAGCUGGACCUUUGCCCUCCAGCGUGCACGAGAUGUUCAGACUUACACCAGCCUGUACUUCAGAAAACUCAAAGGAGUCCCAUUAAGUCCCCAGGAAGAGAGUGAGCUUGAGCGAGUAGAAGAGGAGCAGACUUUGGAGGAACUGCAGAGUCUCAGAGAAAUUGUCCAUGACUGGUUUCGAAAACACGAAGAGAUUGUUGAGAAUGUACGAGAUCCCAGCAGUGAGCAGCAGCCUUGUUCACCCACGACAUCCAUCCCCAAGAGUGGGAGUUCAGGUAUGAUCCAGUACCUGCAGUCUUGGUUUCCUGGCUGGGGUGGCUGGUAUGGAGAUUCUUUGGACCCAGACAAAGGCCCUGAGGUGCUUCUGCCCAGUCCGUCUUCCUGGGAUAUUCUGGCAGAAACAGAUGACUUGUUUGACCCAUUGGAGGACUCCCAGACUCUGAACACAUUUACCAGGCGAGAUUACCUGUUUGCCCGGCUGGAAUUCUUGCUGGAGAAAGGUGGUGUCACUCUAUUUCACCAGGACAGUAGGGAUGCGAUCCUACACGAGAGUGGAGUCAUCCAGCUAGAGGUUUCAGGCGUGAAGGUGGUUGUGGAGUCUUUGCCUCGCUCAGAGUCUUCCCUCCUGUCUGUAAAACUGGGGGGUUUAUUCCUCAGAGACUUGACAACUCAUGGUACCAUCUUCCCUGUACUAGUGUCUCCGAAAUUGGACAAGGUUGUCAUUGCUGUCAACCAGACAUCCGGGCAAUCCAGCAGCAAUUCAGGAUCCAAUGCAGAGUGUUUUUCAUCACCAGUCUUUGAAAUGCUUUAUGAGCGUAACCCUGCGAGGUCUAAGUUUGAAAGACGACUGGAGGUGAACACUAGCCCACUUAACAUUAUCUACAACCCACAAGCGAUCAAAAAAGUAACAGAAUUCUUCUACAAAGGACGAGUUCAUUCCUCUGGUUUUGGCUAUCAGUCAGAACUAGAGCUCAAAGUGGCGGAGGCUGCCAGGAGGCAGUAUGACAAGUUAAAAAGGCAGACAAAGGCCGAAAUACGCCAAACUAUUGAUCAGCUUCUUGUGGGAGAGUUUAUUGAAAACAGUAAGCGUUGGACAAUGAAGCUGGACAUUUGUGCACCACAGGUCAUUUUUCCAGAUGAUUUCCAGUCAGGAGACCCAAUGUUAGUUAUCGUGGAUUUAGGCAGGAUUCUGCUUACGAACUCUCAAGAUGACUCUAAAGACUCCAAAACUGCUCAACCUCAAAGGGAAGACCUAAGCGAUGAAGAGUACCAGACACCCCUUGCUACUCCACCCGAGUCUCCACCUGAACUUCACAUGCCUUUGAAAGAAUGGCUAAAAUGUCCUGAACUUCCCAGCCUUGGCUCACCUGAAAGUACAAAGGCUUAUAGUAGGAAGCUUUAUGAAAGAUACUCCUUGUCCUUUAAGGAUCUACAGAUAAUGGUUGGUCGCUACAAGGACAACUGGAAAAACCUUCAAGAGAGUGAAGUGGGUCCGACUCAUGUGGUGGAGAAAUUUAAUGUGUUGUUGCAACUGGAGCAGAGACUGCGCUACACUUCAGAUCCACAGCUCCCAGGUGCUGUGUUGUCAGGAACCCUGCCUGAUCUCAAGGUCCAUAUCAACCUUGAGAAGAUGACUGCUUUGAGGAGUUGUCUGGCUAGGCUAAGCAGUUCAGCUGUGAAUGGAGACAAACUCCACGAUAAGGGGUCAAAGUCUCCUGACCCACUUACUCUCCGCCAUGAAAAGAUCUUUCAGAGAGAGGACAGUUCUUGGAAAAUCCAAGGUUCAGCUAAGAAUUUGACACAAAGCGUGAUGACAUUAGAGCAGCAUACAAGGGAAGUUCUGGUGGAAUCUCGCCUACUACUGGCUGAAUUCAACAUCAACUAUAUGCAGCUGGGUGUGGAGAGUGAUGGCCGCUACAUAUCGGUUCUUAAGGUAUUUGGCACCAAUGCUCAUUUUGUCAAGCGACCUUAUGAUGCUGAGGUCUCACUUACAGUCCAUGGUCUCCUUCUCGUGGACACUCUCCAAACCUAUGGCUCAGAUUUCGACCUUCUGGUGUCAUCUCAUAAAAAUCUCAGUUUCGACAUCCCCACUGGCAGUCUUCAAGAGAGCCAGCCAUCUUCUCCAAUGUCAUAUGACAGCCGGUCUUCCGAGCAUCAGAGCCACCUCAAUGAGUCCUCUUCAGGCUUGCGCACGGAUAGAAUGUCUGGCCUGAGUUCCUUUCUCAAAGAUCAAGAGGCUCUGAUUAAACUUGAAUACCAAUUUGUUAGCUCAGAUUGUCCUUCCAUGAAUCUGGACAGUUCCCUUCAGGUGAUAAGCAUGCAGGUCAACAACUUGGACAUCAUUCUAAACCCCGAGACCAUGGUGGAGCUCCUGAAGUUCCUUCAGAAGUCCUUUCCCAAGGAGGAAAACCCCUGGACUUCAUCAUUACAGCAGCCUGCAGCACAGCUCUACACUGAGGAAGAAGACGGCACUUUUCAGUCAACAUAUGAUCAGAACAAGGAGCUAACUGUAGAGAUUCACCGACUUAACCUUCUUCUCCUUCGAACUGUAUCCACGGGUACUGUCUUGGGUGCUGAAAAGAAAGGCUUGAAGAUUGCCACUGCUAGCAUCACCGGCACCAAGGUUAAUGUUUCGUUAGGCAGUCGAAUGGACAUCAACGGCUCACUUGGUGCCAUGCAGUUAGUCGACCUUACCCAGGAAGGAGGCCGGAGCCAGUUUGUAGUGAGCAUUGGCAAUGUAGAAGACACCUCCUCAACUUGUGAAGGACUACCAUUACUUGCUGACAAGGAACUUUCUCCUUCAGAAGCUCUAAAUUUCCAACUUCAGGAGAAUUCCCAAGGGGACUGCACAUUACAUCUGCAUAUGGCAUCCUUGCAUUACAACCACUCAGCCAAGUUUUUGAUGGAGCUGAGUCUUUCUGCUAAUGAGGUGGAGGACAAUUUCCGCUCGAUGUUGAAAAGCGCUGCCACAAAAGUGUCAACAGUUCUUGCCACAAAGACAGCCGAGUACAGUGGUAUGUUUUCACUCUUUGAGACACCCUCGCGAAGAAGUCGAACUCAGAGUCAAAGUUGGACUUAUCCAAUGGAGGACGAGGAGGAUAUCUCCAUGGAGGAACCUGAGUCCACCUUGGAUACGUUCUUUGUAAAGUUGACCUUAAAUGUAAACAUUGAAUCACCAGUCGUCUCCAUUCCUCGUAAACCUGGACACCCUGAACUACUGGUUGGGCACUUGGGUAGUAUAACUAUCCAGAAUUUCAUCACCGGCCAACAGUCUGAAGGAGAGAGGCUGCAGGUGCUUGUGAAAGAUAUCCGGUUGUACUCCCUAAACACGAGUCAUUUGGUUCUGAAGAAGAUGCAAAGAGGGGAAAAAACUGGCAACGUGCCACCAUCCCAUAACAGAAGUCAGGAUGAACCUCAGUUCACACGUCACGACUUCUUUGAAUACCUCAACCAAGGAAAAGCCUUCCAUAUAUUAAAAGACACCACUAUGCAGUUUACCCUGGAGAAGUCCCCCAUUGCUGAAGAUAUCCAGUUUACCUUACUCAGUUGCAAAGAGCCAUGCAAGAGCACGGGAUUGCUGAGAGUCGAGGGGAAAUUUGUCAAACCUGUUCAGGUGUUCCUAUGCAAGGCUGUGUAUGAACAGGUCCUCCAGACACUGGAUAAUUUAUUUCUCAUUGAGGAGCAACGAGUUACACCAAGUCAACCACCAACGCCCCCACCUCCGACUCCAUCCUCCACCAGGCCUCACCGCUUUCCUGACCCCCACGGAGGACUGUUUGCAAAGGAUCCUCCCUAUAUAAGCUUGUCACACUCAUUGCUUUCCUCUCCUUUGCCUUUGCAGUCCCAAAAGCCAAGUCCUCACUCUCCUGCUUUCACUCAGUUGAAAGUAACUUUGCAUGUUGCAGAAUUGCAGGUCCAGCUCAGUGCUGACUUGACCCAGGGCUCCCAAGGCUUAAUCAGUCUUCACUUCCGUGACCUGGAGGGAGACAUCACCAAAGAGCAUCCACAUUUAUUAGAAGUCCAGCUAAUUCUGCGUUCACUGCUCAUGGAGGAUCUGCUGGAGCGAAAUCCUGAGCAUAAACAUUUAAUGGUGUCCCAUGGAGCUCCAAAGCCUUCGACAUUCAGUCCAAAGGAGUACCUAUCUCAUAGCUGUCCAUCAGCAUCCAAUGUCCAGUACCCAGACAUGCCCCGCUCUCUGCCUUCUCAUAUGGAAGAAGCUCAGAAUGUCUUCCAGCUCUACCAGAGGCAUCCCGGUACUCCUUCAGCAAGUAAUCGCAAAACAAAGAAGGAUCCAGUCUGUCCCAGCACUCCACCACCCUCCCCAACUCAUCCGUCAUCCUCCCCUCAGCCGACCUCAGAAUUUGAUGAGUCAUUAGUUCACAUCAAUGUGUUGCUGGUAGACCAGAGCCACCCAGAAUUCAAAACCCGUUAUGGCAGUGUGGGGCGAAGCAUCGAUAUUGACUUUAACUGCCUGGACGUUUUAAUCACGUUGCAAACCUGGGUGGUCAUCCUCGAUUUCUUUGGAAUUGGUUCCACGGCUAAUAAUCAUGCAAUGAAGGUGCCCGCCAGCUCCCCUCAAUAUGUGCCAGGACAUCCUCUCUAUGAAUCAGACAUCACUGAGCAAGACACAAACGACUCUGUCAACACCAAACUUGAUGUCAAGGUUCAUUCUUUGUCUGUUGUACUAAACAAGGAAGGCAAUGAGCUCGCCAGAGCCAGUGUAAUCAAAUUAUCUGCACAUCUGGAAAUGUUGGAAAGCAACCUGGUAUUGACAGGCAGUUUGGGAAGUUUGUCCCUCAGUGAUUUGACACCACAUGGUGAUCUUUUCUGUGAACGCUUCACCACACGUGGAGGGGAGGCCCUCAUUUUCAAUAUCCAUAAGUAUGGGCUACCAGAUCCUUACCUUGAACGACAAUAUGACAUUAAAGUUUCUCUUCUGAUGGCCUCAGUACAGUAUGUUCAUACUCAGCGCUUCCAGGCUGAGGUGGUGGCCUUCAUUCAGCACUUCACACAGUUACAAGAUGUCCUUGGCAGGCAAAGGGCUGCAAUGGAGGGCCAAGCCAUAAGGGACCGUCCUCAGCGGGCAUCCAGGAUUCUGCUGGAUAUCGAGGCUGGUGCCCCAGUAAUAAUCAUCCCAGAAAGCUCAAGUUCAACAAGGGUCAUUGUGGCAAACCUUGGCCAGCUGAAGCUAGAGAACUGCUUCUUGCCUGCUGGGGCUCGUGGCACGUUCUCCUGCCAAGACAAGAAGGAGUCUACACACAAUGCAGCAGGGUGGACUUACGAGCAAAAACAGCCUAAAACACCCCCCAGUAGCCUCAACUUGUGGACUAAUGGCAGCCCACAGCCUGAAAGAGUUCAUGACGGGGCAGACCCGAUCACCUCGGAAGACCAUGUGUGUCUUUUGGACUGCAUUGCUCUGGAUCUGCAGCAAAUGGAUAUUUUUGCUGCAGAACGUCUGCCUUGCUCUUUGUGUGAGAAAGGCUGUAAUUCCACUGAAAUCUCAGACAUUAUUUUCCCGUCAUACUGUGUUCGUCGGACUGGAGGAAACCUGCUGAAAGAGUGCUGCCGACUCCAGCUUAAAGUGGAACGCAACCUGGACAGAGAGCUGAGCCAUGCAGUUCCUGAUAUGACUAUCUACGGCAGCCUCUCAUCAGUACAGUGUGCUCUGGAUCCAGAGCACUACCAGCUGAUUCGAGGGCUUCUGGAGAACAAUCUUGGCGAGCCAGUUGAAGAAUUUCUGCGACCUUUCAACCUGCAGGACCCCAGCACCUAUACGGUGUUAAGUGGAGACGUCUACACCAACUUGUCCAUCCUGGUGAAUAUGAUGGAUGUCAGUCUGGAGCUCACGGAAAGCAGUAAAUCCAGUGGACACAAACGCUCACUAGCAAGGUUUAACUUCAUGAAAUCCAAACUGCUCUUUGAGAGUUUCUCCAAUGGAUCCAAGUCUGUCAACUUGGUAUCUCACUCGCUGCUUGCAUAUGACACUCGAUGCACUGGAGAGUACAAGAGCACUGGUGGACCUGACGGUACCAGACGCAAUGUAUUUGACUGCAUUCUCCAGCCUUCAAAAACUGGCACAAACCAGGCGUCUCUGCAACUGGAACUGCAUUACAGAUCCACACGAGAAUCGUCCUGUUUUACGGUGGUCCUGAACAACUUAAGGGUCUUUCUCAUCUUUGACUGGCUCCGGCUUGUGCAGGAAUUCUUGGAAAUGCCAGUGAAAAAGCCAUCAGGUGGUGCCGAGAACAUUCAGUGUCAAAGUAACGCCGGCACUGACUUGGGACCAAGCACUGCUGCCAUCACCACCAUACCAAAGAGGGUCAAGAGUGGUGUGGUCACCAAAAGGUCCACGGUGCCCGUUACUCUCAACCGCUGCCUAGAGGUCAAGGUCAAUGUUACAGGCACAGAGUUUGUCAUUGUAGAGGACUCAAGCUGCCUGGAUACCAACGCCAUCAUUCUCAAAGGCACUACUGUCCUCACCUACAAGCCUCGUCUGUUGGACAGACCUUUCUCUGGAAGCCUUGCUGGCAUAGAGGUGUUCUCGUGCCGUCUUGGCAGUGAGCAGGAGACAGCACUGUCCAUCGUUGAUCCAGUCAAUGUUCAGGUGGAGUUGUGUGGCAGCCCCACUUACCAAAGCAGCUCAGGUCUAUUAGAUGCCUUCAGUGUCGAGGACAUCCCACCACUGCUGGAGAUCCAGUUUCCUGUUUUGGACAUCCGUUUAUCUUAUAAUGACAUACAACUCUUCUUGGCCAUUGCCAAAUCCAUCCCUGCUGUAAAUCCCCCAUCAGCCUCUGACUCUGAUGUUGUCACUUCAGCUCACACGGUGCCAGUGGAUACACCCAAACGCUCCAAGAGAAAAGGUCUUGCCUUUAUAGAGGGCCAGCUAAUUCAUUUGCAGGAUCUUGGGUUCAGCAAAGAAGACUGUAAAAAAGCCCUCAUCCUCUGUAAAGGUCACCUGGAUCAGGCUGCCACAUGGUUGCUUGAAAAUGCUGAGAACAUUGCAGGCCGGUCCAAAGCCAGCGCUGACUCUGGUGCUUCCAGUCAGGCAGCUGCUCUGUCAGGGAUAGAAGUGAAGGCAGAGAGCAUCUGCAUCUGUUUCAUUGAUGACUGUCUGGACUGUGACAUACCACUUGCUGAGCUCACCUUCUCCAGAUUAAAUGUGUUGCAGCGUAUUGGUUCCACCCAGGAGGGCAACGCCAGCUUUACUCUUUCAGGAGACUACUACAACAGAGAACUGGCAGGCUGGGAGCCCUUUAUCGAGCCCUGGCCAUGCUUCCUGUCCUGGCAACAGCAAGCCGCUGGCAGACUCCAUCCUCCACGUCUCAAGAUGAGUAUUAGAGCCAAGCAACGACUUGAUGUCAACAUCACUUCUGUCCUGUUGGAACAGUACAACACAACCAAGACUUCUUGGAUAGCAGACUACUGUAACAAGGAUGAACAGACAGCUCAGUCUUCCCCCACCUUGUCCUGGAUAGGUUCCUCGGUUGACCCACCCAACUUUGGACAGAGUGCUUCCCUCUCUCACCUUAGAACUCGGAGCACAGCCAGCUUGACCAGUUUUGAUCAGCAAACUCCAGACUCCAGAGGAGAUGUUAAGCUUUCCAAGAAGAGGCAGCCAUUUGUACCAUAUGCUUUGCGCAACCAUACAGGAUGCACCAUGUGGUUUGCCACUCUGACUACAACCCCCACAAGGGUGGCACUCUCUCACAGCAGUAGUGCAGACUCCAUUGGAGACCUCCACGGUCCAGGCAAUGAUGAUAGCCACAAUGUCAGUCAGUGGCGAGAGGUAUCUCCUGGGGAGGAGAUUCCAUUUGAGUUUGAAGCACGGGAGAAACUUCGCCACAGGCACACUCAUGAGUUGAAGCUCCAUCAGCUGCUUGUACGAGUGUGUGGAUGGGAGCAAGUGAAGCCAGUAUCUGUGGACAAAGUGGGGAUUUUCUUUCGUUAUGCAGCUCCGGACAGAAACAAUGCAUCUAACAUUGUUGGCAGUCCAAUCAGCAGGACCAACAUAAUUCACCCGCAUGUCUAUUUCUCAGCGCUGCCUCCGGUCAGAGUGGUCUUCUCCAUUACCAUGGAGGGAAGUGCCAGAAAGGUUAUAACAGUGCGAUCUGCCCUCAUUCUGAAGAAUCAGUUGGAUGUGCCCAUGGAGAUAAGACUUGACAGCCCCUCUGCGCCUGACAAACCAGUGGUGUUGCCUCCCAUUUUGCCCAACCAGGCCUUGGCAGUUCCACUCCACUUGACGUCAUGGCGGUUACAAGCCCGGCCCAAGGGCCUGGGCUUGUUUUUCUGUAAAGUUCCCAUCCACUGGACCAGCGUGGAGCGGCCUGGAGAGAUCAGCAGUAGCAAGAGGGAUUGCCAGUCGGCAGACUUUGAUGACAACCUCAAGCGUAACUUCAGGUUUUGUGUGGUCAUAAAAAAAGAAAACUACCCUGAUCAGCGACCUGCCAAAAGGGUUUCAGGUAACACUAAUCAGAUCUAUCGACAGCCAGGCCACACCAUCUUUCUAUUGCCGACUGUGGUGCUGGCCAACCUGCUACCCUGUGACCUCAACUACUAUGUGAAGGGAACUUCCAACAAAGGUUCACUGAAACCAGGAAAAGAAGCUGUGCUUCAUGCUGUGGACACCUCUCAGAACAUGGAGCUAGGUGUCCUGUUGGAGAACUUCCCUGUGUGCAAAGAGCUGCUCAUUCCUCCUGGAACUCAAAAUUACGUAGUACGAAUGAGGCUGUACGACACAAACAAGCGUCUGCUUUGCCUCACCAUUCGCAUCAUUCUGCGAGCACAGGGGGCACUGAAGAUUCUGAUUUCUGCCCCCUACUGGCUUAUCAACAAGACAGGCCUUCCACUGAUUUUCAGACAAGACAAUGGCAAAGUAGAUGCAGCAGGUCAGUUUGAUGAGCAUGAACUAGCCCGAAGCCUCAGUCCAUUGCUCUUCUGCUACACUGACAAGGAACAGCCUGCCAUGUGUACUAUGCGGGUUGGAAAGGGGAUCCAUCCAGAUGGCGUUCCUGGGUGGUGCCAAGGUUUCUCCCUGGAUGGAGGAAGUGGAGUCAGGGCAGUGAAGGUUAUCCAGCAUGGUAACAGGCCUGGCCUCAUCUACAACAUUGGUAUCAGUGUGCGGAAUGGAAAAGGACGCUACCGAGACACUCACAUUGUGACCUUUGCCCCCCGCUACUUGCUGGAUAACAGCUCCUCACACAAACUUGCCUUUGCUCAGCGAGAGUUUGCUCGGGGAAAGGGUACAGCCAACCCAGAGGGUUACAUCUCCACCUUGCCAGGAUCCAGCGUGGUCUUUCACUGGCCCCGAAAUGACUAUGACCAGUUGUUGUGCGUGCGCCUCAUGGACUCCCCGACAUGCACCUGGUCAGGAGGGUUUGAGGUCAACAAACCCAAGUCUUUCCAUGUGAACAUGAGGGACACCAUGGGGAAUUGCUUCUUCCUUCGUACGGAGAUCACCAUUAAGGGAGCCACCUACCAAAUCUCCUUCACUGACACUGACCAACUGCCCCCACCAUUCCGUAUCCACAACAUCUCUGAGGUUCCUAUCCAAUUCUGGCAGCAUGGUGUGGUUGACAUCAAGCUGCACACCGAGGUGAAGGCAGACUCAGAACUGGACUAUGCCUGUGACGAACCAACUCUGCCGCCAUACCUGACUCUCACUGUGAAAGGAGCCGGGUCUUCAGAGGUCACAGCUGACAUGAACUUCUUCCGGGAAUACAACAAGUUGUACUACGAGAAUUUCAUCUACAUUGCGGCCACCCACACAUUCUCACAGAGUGGUGGCAGGAGACCUGUUGGCAAGAAGCAUCUGGUAACAUGCGCUGAAUUGGUUCUUGAUGUGGACACAAAGACACAGAGGGUCAUCUUGAAAAAGAAGGAGCCUGGGAAGCGCUCCCAGCUAUGGAGAAUGACAGGCACUGGUAUGCUGUGUCAUGAAGGCUCCUCUCCACCGCAGAGCAAGCCUGCUCAACCUCGCCCAAUGGACUCUUCUUUGGUUCUGGACAUUGCAGGGCUUGCAGCUGUCAGUGAUAACAGUUUUGAGCCAUUGAUGCUAAGGAGACCAGACCCUCGUCGCAGCACCACCCAGACAUGGCACUUCAGCUCAUGCAUGCUGACCUGUGGCCUUCCCCGACUAGUAGUACAGGUAAGGGGUGGUAUUGAAGGCCUGUACGAUGGAGCAGAGGUGGUGUUGGGACCAGACUCUGGGCUUAUGGAACCUGGCCCUGAACAGCAGUUCAUCAACCAGAAGAUGAGGCCUGGUUCUGGGGUGUUGUCUGUUCAGGUGCUGCCAGAUGGACCCACACGUGUUCUGCAGAUCAGUGACUUCAACCAAAGAAGACUCACCCACAAGUCACCAAGCGCAGAGCCAGACAAGAGCAAAGAGGAAGUGAAAAAAAAAGAAGCUGAACAGGAGCUUGAGGUGUUGGUGAACUUGGAGGAAGGAAUCGGUGUGUCGCUACUCAACAAGGUUCCUGAGGAGCUUGUGUUUGUCACACUGUCCGGUAUUGAUGUCCACUUCACACGCACUGCUGCCAAUGAGGUGUUGGAAAUGAGUAUUAACAACAUCCAGGUGGACAACCAGCUCCUAGGUACCACCCAGCCUGUGAUGCUGUGUGUGACUCCAAUUUCCAGUGAUGGCACUGUGCUUGACAGUGGGCCGGCCUUGCAAGUCAACUCUGUCAAAGUUCCCAGCAGCCUUAUGCUCACUGAUAUCUUCAAGCACCUCAUGGUAACAGCGGGACGCUUCAGUGUUGUCAUCGAAGAGAAAUUAUUGCUCAAGCUGCUCAGCUUCUUUGGUUAUGGACAGACAGAAGCGGAGCUGGAGAAACUGGAUGAAAACCUCCAUGAGAGGCCCAAUAACGAUGCAGGACCCCCCAAACGCUAUUACUUUGAGAACCUGAAGAUCAGCCUCCCUCAGGUCAAGCUGAGCGUUCUCACCUCGCACAAGCUGCCUGCUGAUCUCAAGGCUUUGAAAGGUACCUUGGGAUUUCCACUGGUUCGCUUUGAGGAUGCUGUUGUCAACAUGUACCCAUUCACCAGAGUGCACCCCUACGAGACCCAGGAGAUCAUCAUCAAUGACAUCCUCAAGCAUUUCAGAGAGGAGCUGAUCAGCCAGGCAGCUCAGAUCUUGGGCUCUGUGGACUUUCUUGGAAAUCCAAUAGGACUCCUCAACGACGUCUCGGAGGGUGUGUCUGAGCUCAUCAAGUACGGAAACGUGGGUGGCCUCAUACGGAAUGUGACACACGGUGUGUCUAACUCUGCUGCCAAGUUUGCAGGAACUUUGUCUGAUGGGCUUGGAAAGACCAUGGACAACCGGCACCAGACUGAGCGAGAGUACAUAAGAUACCAUGGCGCCACCAGUGGAGAGCACCUGGUCGCAGGCAUCCACGGACUAGCUCAUGGUAUCAUAGGAGGCAUGACGAGCAUCAUAACCUCAACUGUUGAGGGGGUGAAAACGGAGGGUGGCGUCAGUGGCUUUUUCUCUGGCCUGGGUAAAGGUCUGGUCGGCACAGUGACCAAACCGGUGGCCGGAGCACUGGACUUUGCUUCAGAGACGGCACAGACGGUUCGAGACAUGGCAAGUCUCAGUAACCACAGGCUAAGUGUACAGCGUGUCAGAAAACCCCGCUGUUGCAAGGGACCUCAGGGUCUCCUGCCUCGCUACUCGGCCCUGCAGGCUGAUGGUCAGGAGCAGCUCUUCCGCCUCACUGACAACAUCCAGUCUGAGUUCUUCAUCGCAGUCGAGCCCAUCGACAGCUACAGUGUGCUCAUCUCCUCCAAAGUGGUCUACUUCCUGAAGCCUGGAGAUCACGUGGACCGUGAGGCCAUUUUCCUGGAGAUCAAGUAUGACGACCUCUAUCACAGUCUGGUGUCCAAGGAUCACGGGAAAGUGUAUGUGCAGCUCACCAAGAAGGCUGAAAGCACUAGUAGCGGUGUCGCCAUCCCUGGACCCUCUCACCAGAAGCCCAUGGUCCAUGUGAAGAGUGAAUCUCUGGCUAUCAAAAUCUCCCAAGAGAUCAACUAUGCCAAGAGCCUGUACUACGAGCAACAGCUCAUGCUGCCUGCCACUGACAAUGAGGACUGCUUAUUGCUCGAGUCCUGAUCACACACAUAUCACAGUUUCCGAAGAUGUUUCAAUUUGUGUGUUUGUUUGUUUUUUUCUUUUUACAAUCUUUGAUUAACUACAGACAAAAGGGAAUAUUCAGACAGCAGUCACAUGCCCUAAUUUCAGACUAAGCACAUGUGUAAAACAGAGUUUUAAUUUCAGAUGUGUGUAUUUCCUACACUAGUUCACUGUGUUUGUAGCACCAGAUGUACAUAUCCUGCAAGUCUUCCAUACUGUUUGUGAAUGGGUAAAAAUGUAAAUAUCACAGUAUGGAUGAUGUGAAUAUAAUAAGCUUCAGAGUGUUUGUGUGUGUUUUUUAGUAUUAUUUUGAGUGGGGUUGAAAUAUAAAGAAUUGCACUGACACACUUGAGGAUGGGAUAUACCCCACCCCCAUCCACUUUGGAGCUGCCUUCCCCUGUCUGUCUGCCAUAUGUACAACUACAAUUACAAACCCAAUUCUGACUUUUCACUGUUAUAUCUGUUCUUUGCUUCUAACUUGUGAGCAAGCCAUUGAAAAGUCACUGAAGUGUCAGAACUUUUGGGUUUGUUUUGGUGUUGGAUGAGAUUCUCCUGCUUGAGUGGCCUAUCAUGACAUUUGGAGGUUUUGUAAAAUGCUGUCAUAUGGACUUGCAAAUAAAGG
Molecule: messenger RNA, 14247 nt
Organism: Dunckerocampus dactyliophorus (ringed pipefish)
Lineage: Eukaryota; Metazoa; Chordata; Actinopteri; Syngnathiformes; Syngnathidae
Gene: vps13d
Product: vacuolar protein sorting 13 homolog D
Exons: 71
Coding region: 492-13604 (4370 amino acids)
Biological process (GO): protein targeting to vacuole; mitochondrion organization; protein retention in Golgi apparatus
Cellular component (GO): extrinsic component of membrane
Molecular function (GO): protein binding
Source: RefSeq, a predicted model, not a curated record